Dentiscutata erythropus is the source of this 249-nucleotide messenger RNA. The record is from the annotation of a GenBank genome assembly. Lineage: Eukaryota; Fungi; Glomeromycota; Glomeromycetes; Diversisporales; Gigasporaceae.
AGCCCAUCCUGGAGGAAGUUGACUACACUCAGAGGUUUCUGGAAAAAGGAUGAUAGAUACGGAGCCUUGCAAAAACGAUCAGUAGCAUUUGAGGGUAGUGUUGCUGGAUUGGUCCAGGAGUUGCUUGAAAGAGCAGAAUGUCUAAUGGACAAUUCGAGAGCUGUUAGCAGCCUUCCUGGCAUGGCUGGAGGCCUCAGAAAGAGUAGCAAAAAUAUUGAUUUGCUUGGUGGCAGUGGCAAGAGAGCAUAA